This is a messenger RNA of Gavialis gangeticus (Gharial), 6972 nucleotides long. It is a transcript of the gene ATP2B1, whose product is annotated as ATPase plasma membrane Ca2+ transporting 1. Gene Ontology annotation, cellular component: intracellular membrane-bounded organelle; membrane. NCBI's taxonomy places the organism in Eukaryota, Metazoa, Chordata, Crocodylia, Gavialidae. The record is from RefSeq and is a predicted model, not a curated record. Bases 270 to 4019 code for a protein of 1249 amino acids. The transcript is spliced from 22 exons. Gene Ontology annotation, molecular function: P-type calcium transporter activity; PDZ domain binding; ATP binding. Gene Ontology annotation, biological process: regulation of cytosolic calcium ion concentration; calcium ion transmembrane transport.
CACUCUCUCCGCCAGACGGGGUGUGUAACCUUUGGAUGCUGCACCACAUUGUACACCUUGUAUCCUUAACUCCAGAGAAAAGGAGCUCACCAUGGGACAACAUUCAAGAUGCCUCUCUGAAAAGGAUCUUCUCCUCGGGUGAUAUGUAUUUACUCUGACUGUCUUUAUAUCUAAAGGAUUAUUUUCCUUUUUUCCAUUUGGAAAUACUUCAAAUAGAAACUUUGUUCCUUAUUGGAAACAGUCUCCUCACAUUAAGGACUGAAUACAUAAUGGGUGAUAUGGCUAACAACUCAGUUGCAUAUAGUGGUGUAAAAAACACUGUAAAAGAGGCUAAUCAUGGAGAUUUUGGAAUCACACUUGCUGAGCUUCGUGACCUUAUGGAACUGCGAGCUACAGAUGCAUUGCAUAAAAUUCAAGAAUGUUAUGGAGAUGUUUAUGGUAUCUGUACAAGAUUGAAAACUUCCCCAAAUGAAGGUUUAAGUGGAAAUCCAGCAGAUAUUGAGAGGAGAGAAACAGUGUUUGGGAAGAACUUUAUACCUCCUAAAAAGCCAAAAACAUUUCUUCAGUUAGUGUGGGAAGCACUACAGGAUGUUACACUAAUAAUACUAGAAAUUGCAGCCAUAGUAUCAUUGGGCCUUUCUUUUUACCAACCUCCAGGAGGGAAUGAAGCAUUAUGUGGAGUAGUGAAUGCUGGUGAAGAAGAGGAAGAAGGUGAAACAGGUUGGAUUGAAGGAGCUGCAAUCCUUCUAUCAGUAGUUUGUGUGGUUUUAGUAACAGCUUUCAAUGACUGGAGUAAAGAAAAACAGUUUAGGGGGUUGCAAAGCCGCAUUGAACAAGAACAGAAGUUCACUGUCAUCAGGGGUGGCCAAGUCAUCCAAAUACCAGUAGCCGACAUAAUUGUUGGGGAUAUUGCACAAGUAAAAUAUGGUGAUCUUCUGCCAGCUGAUGGGGUACUUAUUCAAGGAAAUGACCUUAAAAUUGAUGAAAGCUCACUAACUGGAGAAUCUGAUCAUGUUAAAAAAUCUUUGGAUAAAGAUCCUAUGCUGCUGUCAGGUACCCAUGUGAUGGAAGGCUCUGGAAGAAUGGUAGUUACUGCUGUAGGUGUGAACUCUCAAACUGGUAUCAUCUUUACCUUACUUGGGGCUGGAGGAGAAGAAGAAGAGAAAGAAAAGGAAAAAGAGAAAAAGGACAAGAAAAGUAAAAAACAAGACGGAGCUUUAGAGAACCGUAACAAAGCAAAAGCUCAAGAUGGUGCAGCCAUGGAAAUGCAACCUUUGAAAAGUGAAGAUGGUGGAGACGGAGAUGAGAAAGACAAGAAGAGAGCUAAUUUGCCAAAAAAAGAAAAAUCAGUUCUACAAGGCAAACUUACUAAGCUGGCAGUUCAGAUUGGCAAAGCAGGUUUGUUGAUGUCUGCAAUCACGGUCAUUAUCCUUGUAUUGUAUUUUGUAAUUGAUACCUUCUGCAUUAAGAAGCAACCUUGGCUUGCUGAAUGCACACCAAUUUAUAUUCAGUACUUCGUGAAGUUCUUCAUUAUCGGAGUUACAGUCCUGGUGGUGGCAGUACCAGAAGGUCUUCCACUUGCAGUCACUAUAUCCCUGGCUUACUCUGUAAAGAAAAUGAUGAAAGAUAAUAAUUUGGUGAGGCAUUUGGAUGCUUGUGAAACUAUGGGUAACGCAACAGCUAUUUGCUCAGAUAAAACUGGAACAUUGACCAUGAACAGAAUGACAGUGGUCCAGGCUUACAUCAAUGAAAAACAUUAUAAAAAAAUUCCAGAACCAGAAGCUAUUCCUGAAAACACCAUGGCUUAUCUUGUAACAGGAAUUUCUGUUAAUUGUGCUUAUACUUCCAAAAUACUGCCUCCUGAGAGAGAAGGUGGCCUACCACGUCAUGUCGGUAAUAAAACUGAAUGUGCCUUGUUGGGAUGGCUUUUGGAUUUAAAACGGGAUUAUCAGGAUGUAAGAAACGAGAUACCAGAAGAGGCACUGUACAAAGUAUACACGUUCAACUCUGUUAGAAAAUCGAUGAGUACCGUAUUAAAAAACUCUGAUGGCAGCUUCCGGAUAUUCAGCAAAGGUGCCUCUGAGAUAAUACUUAAAAAGUGCUUCAAAAUAUUGAGUGCUAAUGGUGAACCAAAGGUAUUCAGACCUAGAGAUCGUGAUGAUAUUGUAAAAACUGUAAUUGAACCUAUGGCCUCUGAGGGGCUCAGGACCAUAUGUCUAGCAUUCAGGGAUUUCCCAGCUGGAGAACCAGAGCCAGAAUGGGACAAUGAAAAUGAUAUUGUUACUGGUCUUACAUGCAUUGCUGUUGUAGGAAUUGAAGAUCCUGUGAGGCCUGAGGUACCAGAUGCAAUAAAAAAAUGUCAGCGUGCUGGUAUAACUGUUCGUAUGGUCACUGGUGAUAACAUUAACACUGCUCGUGCUAUUGCAUUAAAAUGUGGCAUUUUGAAUCCGGGUGAAGAUUUUCUAUGCUUAGAGGGCAAAGAUUUUAAUAGGCGAAUACGGAACGAAAAAGGAGAGAUAGAGCAAGAGAGAAUAGAUAAAAUUUGGCCAAAGCUUCGUGUGCUUGCAAGAUCUUCCCCCACUGACAAACAUACAUUGGUAAAAGGCAUAAUUGACAGCACUGUCUCAGAACAGAGGCAAGUUGUGGCAGUAACUGGUGAUGGUACGAAUGAUGGUCCAGCAUUGAAGAAAGCAGAUGUUGGAUUUGCUAUGGGUAUUGCUGGAACAGACGUAGCUAAAGAAGCUUCUGAUAUUAUUCUUACGGAUGACAACUUCACAAGCAUUGUUAAAGCAGUUAUGUGGGGACGAAAUGUAUACGACAGUAUCUCCAAAUUCCUUCAGUUCCAGCUUACUGUCAAUGUAGUAGCAGUAAUUGUUGCUUUCACAGGAGCAUGUAUAACACAAGAUUCUCCACUUAAAGCUGUGCAGAUGUUGUGGGUAAAUCUGAUAAUGGACACAUUGGCUUCUCUUGCUUUGGCAACGGAACCACCCACUGAAUCUCUCUUGCUCCGGAAACCUUAUGGUAGAAAUAAACCUCUAAUUUCUCGUACAAUGAUGAAGAAUAUUUUGGGUCAUGCAUUCUAUCAACUUGUGGUAGUCUUUACUCUCCUGUUUGCUGGUGAGAAAAUGUUUGAUAUUGAUAGUGGAAGAAAUGCACCUCUUCAUGCUCCUCCUUCAGAGCAUUACACUAUUGUGUUUAAUACAUUUGUGAUGAUGCAGCUUUUUAACGAAAUUAAUGCUCGAAAAAUCCACGGUGAAAGAAAUGUGUUUGAAGGAAUCUUCAACAAUGCUAUCUUCUGUAUUAUUGUUCUUGGCACGUUUAUUGUACAGAUAAUCAUUGUACAGUUUGGUGGGAAACCUUUUAGUUGCUCAGAACUUACAGUAGAACAGUGGCUGUGGUCCAUUUUCCUGGGUAUGGGAACACUACUCUGGGGCCAGUUGAUUUCAACAAUUCCAACCAGCCGGUUGAAAUUCCUUAAAGAAGCUGGCCAUGGAACACAGAAGGAUGAGAUUCCUGAAGAAGAAUUAGCAGAAGAUGUAGAAGAGAUUGAUCAUGCUGAAAGAGAAUUGCGUCGUGGUCAGAUCUUGUGGUUUAGGGGCCUGAACAGGAUACAGACUCAGAUGGAUGUAGUGAAUGCUUUCCAGAGUGGAAGUACCAUUCAGGGGGCUCUAAGGCGGCAACCCUCCAUCGCCAGCCAGCAUCAUGAUAUUCGAGUGGUGAAUGCAUUUCGUAGUUCCUUAUAUGAAGGUUUAGAAAAGCCUGAGACACGAAGUUCAAUUCACAAUUUUAUGACGCAUCCCGAGUUUAGAAUAGAAGAUUCCGAGCCUCAUAUUCCCCUCAUUGAUGAUACUGAUGCUGAAGAUGAUGCUCCAACGAAACGCAACUCUACUCCCCCACCCUCUCCCAAUAAAAAUAACAAUGCGGUUGACAGUGGAAUUCACCUUACAACAGACAUGAACAAGUCUGCUACCUCUUCAUCCCCAGGGAGCCCGCUACAUAGUUUGGAAACAUCACUCUGAUCGUAAGCUGAAUGUUAACACACUAGCUGCAUUGUAAAGAAAUUGAAACUGGGUCUUUUCACACAUUGUGAUAGACAAGAUUGUAUUCUUGUCCUGGACUUCAACAGAAGACACUUGUAUGAAUGUAGAUUUAUUUUUUUAAAGAAGCUUUCUGCCAGACUGGAGGGUGCUUUUUUGGGGGUGGGGGUAAUAAUGAACUUUGACAGAAACAGUAACUCGGCAUAAGUGACCUGCGGAUCAUCAGUUGUACUUAAGAAUGGUCCUGAACAGUGUGUUAGCAGGGCUUUAGUUUAUCUUGAUCCUUUUGAAGCGGGGCGGGGGGCUGGGAAGGGCAAGGAGGCCCUGGAUCAUUGAAUUAAUACUUUAAUUUCUGCUGUUGGCUGUUAAUAAUUUGGAUUAUUUAUGUUUAUAAAUGAUGCAGAUCUGUUUACAAGGUUUGUAGAUACUUUUUUGUUCCUAUUCAUAGAUGGGAAGCUUCCUUAUAAAUGAUGCAGAGAAAAGAAGAAAAAAUUAGUCCUUCAAAUACUGCUGUAUUUUCAGGAAAAGGGUGUUUCUAUUGAAACUGUACUAAAUUUUGCCUGCAAUUUACCUUGUUAAAUAUUUGUAGAUAAAUUGCUGAUACUAAUAGCCAAAUAGAUGACACUAAUGCUUUGUAAAAACAUGAGCAGUGGUGUUCUAAUGAAGUUAUGGCCUCUGUCCUAAUUAGUUUCUUAAAUACAUUUACUACUUAAUGGUUUUGAAACAACUGCUUAAUUUUUAAAUUUUGAGAAACUUACUGAAUAACUUUGUUUCGAACUUAGUAGGAUUGUUUAAUGCAGGACAUCAGUGUGAUGGAACUUGCUUGAAAUACUUUUGUUAUCUCAGGCAAAAUGGAUUAAAUCAAAAUACAUCAGAACCUUAGUCCUUUUUGUUUUUGUCUAAACAUGUUUAGCUUAGUGCUGUCUUUUGAACUGUGAGUGGAACUGUGAUUUUUUUUUUUUUCCUUCCUAAUCCUCUAGAACCUUUCAUACUGCAUGAGGGCUGUUGGCAUUUUGAAAGGCUAUUAGUAGAUAGCUUACAUAGGUUUUUUUUUUUUUUUGAACUGUUUGUAAACAUGAAUAAAUCUGCCCUUUUAUUAAAAUAAAUAUGCAGCAAUGGUUUCUAACAGAUUUUUCUGAGCUCCUUCACUGGAAUUUCUUGAAAGACUACUUUUUAUAUUACUGGUAAAUUGAAUUUCAAGAUGGUAACAGCCCCUUCAAAAGUAGUACUUUGGAACUGGUAUGCUGGUGGCUGCCCUACAGGAUGGAAGUAAAUUUUAAGAUGUCCCAAAAAUCUUCUUUUGAGCUAAAAGGAUACUUCUGGUGAAUAGUUCUGGCUGAAAAAAUGUAUCUAGAGACUAAUGCAUUGUUGUGUAUUGCACUCCUCAAUAACAGAUGAACUGGGUUAACUAAUAUGGCUGUAGCUAUCUGACUAGUAUUUUGCAUGUUUAGUUGAUCAGUAACCCUGACACCAAAACCUGAUCUGGUCCCAGUAGCACUACAGUUGUCAUUGUCUGCACCAAUUGGAUAUUUGAAUAAUCUUAUUUCUUCCUAGCUUUUUCUAUCUGUAACAUUUACCUUGUUCUCUAGGCUUGUUUUUGUUGGGGAAACCAAUCGGUCUGAAUUCUAGUGAUAUUCGUUAGCUCAGAUAAUUGUCAAUUUUCAUUUGAUGUGGCCAAGUGGAAGAGAACCUUUUUUUGAGUUUCACCUCCAUCUCUUCCACUCCUCUCCCCUCUUUCAUUUGCAGAACCAUGGAAACGGGUACAAUAAGAGUUCACACGUGAUUCAACUUUUUCAACCAUUGUAGACUUCUGUAAUAGCUAAACUAGCUGCACAAAGGACAUCUUUUGCCCAAGCCUUGAAGAUAGCCUUGAAUGAUUUAACUUAAUUAUUGGGGGAAGAAAGAAACUUAAAACAUGCUGCAGAAGCAAUUUUAGUAGGCUUUAAACUUAAGAGUGAGAAGAUGAUUGCUCCUAUGGGUGAUGUGUAUAAGCGUGGGUUUGGAGACCUUGAGUGGGCAAUUUUGCAUUCAUCCUGGGGCUUCAGCCACUGUAUCCCACUGUCAACCACUCCUUCAACUUACUUUAAGUCAACUAAAUGCAUCUGACUUGGAAAGAGAGCCUUCCUUUCCAGGCAUGGGAUUUGUACUCUUUUUUUAUCUGGCAAUGUCUUCUGAGCCUUUCAAAAAUUCCCCCUGAAGUGAUGAACUUAAACUGGAAAAAAGCUGUUUUGACCUCUCGAGUAUCUUGUCAUUUGAACAUGACUGCUUAAUAGUAUUGCUAAGUAACUUCUUCCUGUCUAAUAGUCAUGGUUGUUAAACACUGUUUAAGACUGGAUUGUACACAUGCCUUUUGAGGAAAACACAGAUGUGUAGGCCUUGUACACAGUGAUCCUGUCUGAGUCUGUUUAACAUGCGGGACAUGAACGCUGGCAAGUAUAAGUGAAACCCAAAAUUGGGACUACUUGCUUAAAAGGGAGUCUAAUUCCUUUUUUACUGCUGUGAUUUCAACAAACCAUAACAUGUUACUAAGAUUAUUUUAAAAGGAAAAAAGAGUUAUCACUUGACUGCUGAGCCCUUCAUUACCUUUCUGAUUGUAAGGUUUACUUGUCUUGCUCAUUUGUAAAUGAAAUAAAUGUGCUGUUCAUCUCGGUCUGAAUGGGGACUAGAAUAUCUGAAUGUCAAAUACAGUACUGUGUAAUAUUUUUUUGAAAUGCAUAGCUUUACUAAAAGUAUCUGAAAUGUUCAACAUAAAUUUGGUUAUUCUGUAAAAUGUGAAUUGUACCAUGAUCAAGCAACAGUGAUUCUGUAUAUUGUACUGUACUCGCAUUUUAUAAGACUUACUUUAAUGUUUAUAUCUCUGUUCACUGAAGAGUGGUUACUAACCUAAAUAAUUGUAAAUAGGAUGCAAAGAAUUAUAUAAAGACAGCAAGCUGCA